GUAUUAUUAAACGCCGCCCUCUAUCGAACGCCGCUUCAAAAAUUUGGAUUUUGUAAUAAAUCCCGCGGCGUUCUUUGGAGGAAAUACGGAACGUCAUAACAUUGGCACCAUACCACAGGGAACUGAGGCGGUAUGAGCUUGGAAAGUUUUCACAGAAGAUGGCCUAAGUAAGAGGCCCCUUGCCAGUACCAAAAACCUUGAGGUGUCGUCUAUAUUACUCGGUGGUUAUCAGUUUAGCAUUGCUGAGAAAAUAAAUAUGGCAAUGAAGCAGCUUGUUGAGGGAGAAUGUGGGGGAGCUAAUCCUCUCAUGAAAAUAACAUCACAUUUUACUCAAGACAAAGCAAGGCAACAGGAUAGAGUUCACAGAGAUCAACAAAGAUUUGGGCAAAAUCAUUUCCAUGAAACACCAGAGGAAGAGCUUGUAAGGGAAUAUUUUCAAGGACCAAGAUACGAUGCAGCACCACAAUCUUUUCGGAUGGACCGCCUGCUUGAUGAGAUGCAGGGGAUUGAGCAGUUAUCUGAAUUUCCCCCAACAAUUCCUGCUUUCCAAGACGCAAAAUCCGAGGCUUGGGCAUCAGAAUAUCUGUCUUCACAUUCAAACCAGGAUGAUGUUUCUAGCUCUUGGAUCGAUGAAUACUCAAGGCAUACGGUAGCAGAUGAACAUUCGCAGAUGAAACUCGGCUCAACAAGUUCAAGAUGGGCGGAAGAAUACCUGGAAAGUGCAAUUACGAAAGACGAUAGACAUGCAACUGCUAAGGAGAUCCUUGAUAAAGUUGAUGACGAUAAUCUACGUAAGACAGAGGAACCUGAUGUCGGUGAUGACUGGGCAAAAGAAUACGAAACUCAGCACACAGCUGUAGACGAAGACGCACAGAAAUGGAUUGAUGAGUACGCGCUAACUGAGAAUGAAACAGAUUAUUGGCGAAAAUUACAACAGGAGUGGGACGAUAUAUCAAGUAACGAUUUUAAUGACGAAUAUCCUUGGUUGAAGCAAUAUGGCGAUGAACAGAAAAAGGAAUACACUUUUGAAGAAGAAAAUCCAUUCAAAGAUUAUCCAAAUGCUUUUGAAGAAGGUUUGGUGAGACUCAAGGAAGGCGAUCUUAUUAGUGCAAUUUUGCUGUUUGAAGAGGCUGUUCGUGUGGAUCCAGAACAUGCGGAGGCUUGGCAGUAUCUCGGCACGAGUCAGGCUGAAAAUGAACAGGAACCGCUGGCUAUAAGUGCCCUUAACAGAUGCUGUGAGCUGCAACCUCAUAAUCUUGUGGCAAGAAUGGCUUUGGCUGUCAGUUAUACCAACGAAUCAUUACAGCUCCAGGCCUGCGAGUCACUCAAAGAUUGGUUACGUUACCAUCCCAAGUACAAAAUACUAGUCCCAGCGGAGAUAGGCGCGCAGAAGCCCAACGUCUCGUCUCUAAUGACGAAAGAGACAUUUGACAAUGUGCAUGAUUUGUUCCUUGAAGCUGCCAGGUUGGCGCCAGAUUCCGACAUUGAUGCUGAUGUGCAGGUUGGUUUAGGCGUUCUGUUUAACCUGAAUGGCGAAUACGAGAAAGCAAUCGAUUGUUUUAACACUGGAUUGCAGUCACGGCCUACUGACCCUUACAUAUGGAACAAAUUAGGAGCAACGUUAGCAAACGGUGGUCGUAGCGAGGAGGCUGUGGAGGCCUACCGACAUGCAUUGCAUUUGAAUCCAGCUUAUAACAGGGCUCGAUACAAUCUUGGCAUCAGCUGUCUCAAUCUUGGGGCUCAUUUGGAAGCAGUUGAGCAUUUCUUGACGGCGCUAAACAUGCAAAGAAAAGGCGAAAAUCCAUCAGGAGCAAUCACAACAAUGUCAGAUAACAUAUGGUCAACUUUUCGAAUGACAAUUUCUUUACUAGACUGCAGCUGGUAAAGCCAGCUGGAAAGAACUGCUCAAGGCGUACAAAGAAAGGAGAACAGGGAUAUGGAGCAGAAAAGUAGCGGCAAGCCAAAAUGAGAGGUGAUUUCUUCAAUUGCACAUCCACCUUUCCUAGCUGAAACAAAGGACAUUUAAAUUACAAAUGAUUCAAAAUCAUAUAUUUGCUAGAAUGUCGAAAAAGGUAUUUUUAGUCUUGUAUACAUUAAUUUUCUAUUCACUG
This is a messenger RNA of Rhopilema esculentum, 2111 nucleotides long. Lineage: Eukaryota; Metazoa; Cnidaria; Scyphozoa; Rhizostomeae; Rhizostomatidae. The record is from RefSeq and is a predicted model, not a curated record.